CCUCUCCUUACUUUUGAACUUCAUCUUUAUAUAUUGCUAUUGUCUAUAACUCCAACAGCCUUGUACAUACUUUUUACUCCUUAUUGCUCAGCCUUCUCAAACAACAUGCCUUCCAAACGUAUUCUCAGUCUCAAUCUGCUCGGCUACCUAUGCAGUGCAUCCGCCUUAGCAACAAACUUGGCCGGGACUUUCUCUGCCUACGCCGCAGCAACUUACAAUCUGGUCGAUACCUACAACAGCGGAAACUUUUUCUCAUCCUUCAGCUUCUACACGGGCUCGGAUCCCACUCAUGGCUAUGUAUCCUAUCAAUCUCAAUCCGCCGCUUCUAGCCAAGGUCUCAUCAACACGAACAACGGUCAAGUUUAUCUCGGCGUUGACCAUACCACCGUGAAUCCCUCUGCAGGCCGGGCCUCCGUUCGAAUUAGCAGCAACAAAGCCUAUACUCACGGCCUCUUCAUUGCCGACAUCGCCCAUAUGCCGGGUUCCAUUUGUGGCGUCUGGCCCGCCUUUUGGCUCUUUGGCCCAAACUGGCCCAACAGCGGCGAGAUAGAUGUCAUCGAGGGCGUCAACCUCGCUGGCACAGACCAGAUCACCUUGCACACAAAAGCAGGCUGCUCCAUCAAUACUGCUGGCUCACAAUCCGGCACUACUUUGGUUAACUCCAACUGCAACCAGGACAAUGGCAAUACCGGAUGUGGCGUCACGACUACGACUGCAAAUGCCUACGGCAAUAAUUUCAACAACAUCGGAGGGGGUGUUUAUGCCAUGCAAUGGGAAAGCUCCGGAAUCUACGUUUGGUUCUUCCCGCGAGGUAGUAUUCCCGCUGAUAUCACGAGCGGGAGCCCAGUGACUGGAAACUGGGGCCUGCCAAUCGUAGCGUUCAAUGGAGGGAGUUCGUGUAAUAUUGACUCGUUCUUCUCGAAUGAGAAUAUUGUGUUCGAUACGACGUUUUGCGGUGAUUGGGCUGGAAGUGUUUGGGGAAGCAGCUCCUGCGCCAGUUUGGCCAGCUCGUGUAACUCGUACGUGGGGGCAAAUCCAGGGGCUUUUGCUCCAGCUUAUUGGACGAUCAAUUCUGUGAAGGUCUAUCAGCAGUGAGGUGAAGCUGUUUGUAAGCCGUCGCCGGGAGGUUGUGGAUUCGAUUCAUAUACCUAUUUUGUGACGAGGUGCAAAUGGCGUUUUAACUGAAUCAAAAUUCAGAAGCGUUUGCCUCUCCCGGAGGCACGCCCAAGAUUGGAAACUCCUACGGAGCCGGUCGUUAUGGAGUUCCAGCUGCACCCUAAUUGCUCUGAGAAUGGCCCCAAGACAGUCGAACAAGAGAAUUACCAAUGGGUUGGCCCUGC
Molecule: messenger RNA, 1340 nt
Organism: Hyaloscypha bicolor E
Lineage: Eukaryota; Fungi; Ascomycota; Leotiomycetes; Helotiales; Hyaloscyphaceae
Product: glycoside hydrolase family 16 protein
Exons: 3
Coding region: 106-1095 (329 amino acids)
Biological process (GO): glucan catabolic process
Molecular function (GO): hydrolase activity, hydrolyzing O-glycosyl compounds
Source: RefSeq, a predicted model, not a curated record